AAACUCCGACCUGUGGCUUUCGAAUUUCAAUACGUUCCUCACCGCUCGCAAGUGGAAGUGAGAUAACGGUGACGUCGUUUGCAGCGUGGCAAAGUCUCGUGGCAACUUCUUGCCGUACAUUCAUUCAGUUUGAUACUUGGUUUCGAGUUGUUUGGAAUCAUGCUUAGGUUCAUAUCAGGAUUUUGUUUUAUCAGCGCGUUUGCAGCAAUUGCGCGGAGUAAUGCGGACCUUAAAAUUGAAGUGCUCUACAAACCAGAGACGUGUGAAAAUAAAUCGAAAAAUGGAGAUAUGUUGACCAUGCACUAUACCGGUACUUUGACCGAUGGCACCAAAUUUGAUUCUAGUUUGGAUCGAGAGCAACCAUUCUCAUUCCAGUUGGGAGUAGGGCAGGUGAUAAAAGGCUGGGAUCAAGGACUGACUGAUAUGUGUGUAGGCGAAAGAAGAAAACUUACCAUUCCGCCAAAUUUGGGAUACGGAGACGCUGGUGCGGGAAAUGUUAUUCCUGGCAAAGCCACACUGAUAUUCGAAGUUGAACUGAUCAACAUUGGAGAGGCUCAACAGACUACCACGAAUGUGUUCAAGGAAAUCGAUGCGAAUAAAGACAAUCAGCUGAGUCGCGAAGAAGUGAGCGAGUACCUCAAAAAGCAAAUGGUUGAAGCCGAAGGAGGUACCCCAAGCGAGGAAAUCCAAAAAAUGAUUGCCGAACAUGACAAACUCGUAGAAGAAAUAUUUCAACACGAAGACCAAGACAAAAAUGGGUACAUUUCACAUUCCGAAUUUUCUGGUCCCAAACAUGAUGAAUUAUAAAUUGAACAUGAAGUGCUUUAAAAAAUUGUUUUGUAAAAUAUCAGCUCCUAUCGAGGUUCAGCUUUGAUACUUUUAUAAUUGAUUUUUUUAUAUAAUGGAGGUUAGUGUAAAUAUGUUAUAAUUAACAACCAUUUUUGUUAUUUUUGUUUAUGAAAUGGAUGUACUUUGUUAUUUAUGACCUGUGGAUUUAAUAGGUUUCUGGUAGGUUUUUGAAAAACGUAAUAUCAUUCAAAUUCAUAAAUUUCAACGACGGAAGGUUAUGCGAUCUCACUCUUGAAAUGGUGAUCUGAUUUUUGCUGCCCGUCUUACCGUUCUACCGAUUUACCUGAUAUGUCCAUCAUGAUAUGUCAUUUAAGUUAAAUAGCAUGCUACAAGUUGAAGUGAGAUGCAGAAAAUUAAAUUAUACAACUGUGGAUAACUUUAUAAACUGUUUGUAAUAAAAUUUUUGAUCGUCA
This is a messenger RNA of Leptinotarsa decemlineata (Colorado potato beetle), 1262 nucleotides long. It is a transcript of the gene Fkbp14, whose product is annotated as peptidyl-prolyl cis-trans isomerase Fkb14. The record is from RefSeq and is a predicted model, not a curated record. Gene Ontology annotation, molecular function: peptidyl-prolyl cis-trans isomerase activity; calcium ion binding. NCBI's taxonomy places the organism in Eukaryota, Metazoa, Arthropoda, Insecta, Coleoptera, Chrysomelidae.